Wasmannia auropunctata (little fire ant) is the source of this 2823-nucleotide messenger RNA. RefSeq lists its product as uncharacterized. The record is from RefSeq and is a predicted model, not a curated record. Bases 405 to 2351 code for a protein of 648 amino acids. Lineage: Eukaryota; Metazoa; Arthropoda; Insecta; Hymenoptera; Formicidae. The transcript is spliced from 11 exons.
CCGCUAAACGCGACCACUCCUGACGCCGGACGUAGCAGCCAGCAGACGCGUACGGCGUAGCUGGUCCGUACAUUCAUAAUCGUCUGUGACAAACCGAUGGUAAUCUCGAUUACUGUUCACAUUAACGUUCAUUACUAUUGACCGAAUAGAAUAAAUAUGAUAAAGGUUACAAUAAAGGCAAAAAGUGAGACGCAAGCGUAGCCUGCAUUUCAGUUCAUUGCCAUUACACAGAUAAAUGUACACGUUUAAUGAAAAAUUUAUUUUAAAUAAAAAUCGGAUCAAACAUAUAUAUAUAGAUAUAUAUAUAUAUAUAGUCGAAAUACUACUCGUUAACCACACAGCACGAUACAUUGCAUGUAGCGUUUCAAAAAGUGGUGAAUAUUUUUCUUAAAUAAGAGAGGAUAAUGUACAGUGUUUCUCUUCUCUUGCUUGUUCUGAGUGUACAAACAGAUGGAUUAUAUUCACUCGGUGAUCGGUGCAAUUACAAAUUUAAACAGAAAUAUCCUGAGGACAAAAAUAAUUACAGCACAGUUGGAUAUAAUUCUUCAGUUGGAUUUAUUGAUUAUUGUACCGAGGAAGAUGUUCCUUACGUUAUGACUUUUGAUGUGUGGUUGGAUGAUACGAGUGACGGAGAUGAUUCCUUAAAGAUUGGAUUCACAUCUCCUAAAAGAGAAUGCAAGUAUGGAGUAACCUUGUUAGUUAAUCCUUCAAUCAAGGAUGAGAGAGAAUGUAAGGAGUAUAACUUUGACAAAGCAGAUGACAUUAAAUCAAAGAUACAUACCGCAGAGAGGAAUAUGUGUAUUUUUAAGAACACUAAUCAGUCAACAUUUGCAAGAUAUAAGUCGACAGUAUUACCGCACGAGUACGAGGAUGAUGUUUGGCUAUCGUUCAAAUAUAUCUUUACAGGAUGCUAUGCACUUCGGUUUCACAUAGGUAAGCAGAAAUAUAUAAUAAGAGAGCCUGCAUUUCUGAAUACUACUUAUCAACGAGCGGAAGCUAAAGAACCACAGGUCAUCUGUAGAUAUAAGGACAUCGAUAUAAGGCACUCCAAUCUUGAGAAAAGAAAAGUAAAAAACUUCACAUUAGAUGUUUUCGUACCAGGUUAUACAGGAUAUUACCUUAACGUGACGUUGAUAUCGCCGCGGAAUAAAGACCUAAGACAAAUUUGUAUCUGGACAGGAGAACCAUUAAUAUAUCAAUGGUCAAUUAAUCUGGCAGUUCCCGAUGAAUUUACAGAUAAACAUUGCAAUGUAAAAUUGGUCAAGCCAAUGGAAGAAGGAACACAUAAGAGAGUACGAUGUAACUUUCAAAUAGAAACGCCAACUGAAGGUCAUUGCUUUCUGUAUCAACUGAUUGACGAACGAUGUGAGCAGAAUACUAUAUGGAAUCCAUAUUAUGCAAAAAAUAAAGUGCCAUGUUUAUGGAUACAGCGUUGCGUGAAAUCUUACGAUCAUUGGUUACACGUCGCGACCGUAUCGAGAGAGAUGAAAUCAGACAAGGUGCUGAGCGCAAGUUCAUACCUAUUGCUGCCAAUUAUUACCAUUGUGCUAAUUGUAUCAGCAAUUGGAAUAUUAUAUUUCCGGUAUUAUUUGUGUAAUCGAAAGGAGGAAGUCAAUUUGUAUGUAAAUCCGCAGCACGAUGAUUCUGAUUGUCCUAAAUCCAUCGAUUUCGGUAUUAUUGACAAUGUCAGUGAGAAGGAAAUCGGUAAUCCUUCUUGCGAUGAUAUUGUUCUUCUUUACACCAAUAAUUCAUCAUCUUUUAUGACGUUGAUGAAAGACUUUCGUGAAACACUUGCCAAGAUGUGCUCUUGUUCCGUGCAUGACUGGCAUAACGGAGCUGUGUGGAAUGAAGUGGCCAAAGUUGGUGCUGUUUCAUGGUUUACUGAAUUACUUAACAACGAAUGCCGCGUCAUUUGGAUAGAUACACCGGUCACGAGAUCCGUCGUUAUAUCAAACUCGAGGGACAACGAGUCGAAUUUGGAUAAGCUCAGUAAAUAUUAUGAAAUACACGAUUUUCGCGACAUGGCAUUUCGCGCUGUGCUCGAAGUGGCAAAGAGCAAAGUAAACGACAGCGUUGCGCGUCAGUACCGCAGACAUUUUGUCGUAAGGUUCGAAGGGUUAGAAAGUACGGCAAAUGUGAAUGAUCCAUUCUUAGAUCUCUCUCCUCACGCCCGAUAUUACAUGCCGCAACAUCUCAUGCAGUUGUGUUCGGAUCUAUCGGUGGUGAAACCAGAAAUUUCUAAAUAUAAGAUAAAGGUAGAAGAAGAUCUUUAUCGUCUUUUCAUAUACCAACUUUACAAGUCUCAGACGCAACAACGUCUAAAAUUUAUAAAGAUGGAAUCAACAAUAUAAAGUAACUGUAAAUUAUUUUAAGCUCUUUCAGCGUUAUCCACAACUAUCCGACACAACAAGAUCUCAUACGUAUUUUCUUAACGCGAAAAUGUGAUUGCAAAUGCACAAAUUUGUUAUGAUAUCAAAGAUACUACCUCAAAUUGUAUGUAUAAAAAUUGUAUAGGGUAAUCAAAAUUGUAUACAGUAAUAUAUAAUUUUGAUAGCUGUCUAUAAAUGUUCUCCAUCACGACAAGAUUAACAUUUGCAGCAAAUAUAAAUCAUUCACUGAUUUAUAUUUGCGGUUUUGUCUGAUUCUUUCUUUAACGAUAUUAGUGUAAGGAUCGUUAUCUUGUACUCUCAGGAUUAAUUAUUUGUAAAUCGUUAAAUGCAAUUUCGCAUAAUUGCUAUGCACAGUUUAAGUUUUAACUAAACUUUAUACAUUUAUUAUGUUGAUAUAGAUAUAUAAAUAUAUAUAUAUAUAUAUAUAUAUUUG